AUGAGGAGCCAUCUCACUAUUGACCGGCUAGUGCCGGCUCCCUAUGAGGACACUGUACACGACAUCGCUAAUGAGGACGCUGUAUAUGACAUUGCUACUGAGGACGCCAUAUAUGACAUCGCUAACGAGGACGCCGUCCAGGGCAUCGCAAAGGAGGACGCCGCCCAGGGCAUCGCUAACGAGGAAGCCGUCCACGACAUCGCUAACGAGGAUGCCGCCCACGUAAUCGCUAACGAGGACGCCGCCCAGAGCAUCGCUAACGAGGACGCGGUCCACGACAUCGCUAACGAGGAUGCCACCCAGGGCAUCGUUAAUGAGGACGCCGCCCACAAUAUCGCUAAUGAGGACGCCGCCCACGGCGUCGCUAACGAGGUCGCCGCCCAGGGCGUCGCUAACGAGGACGCCGUCCACUGCAUCGCUAACGAGGUCGCCGCCCAGGGCGUCCUUAAAGAGGACGCCGCCCAGGACAUCGCAAACGAGGACGCCGCCCAGGGCAUCGCUAACGAGGACGCCGCCCACGGCAUCGCAAACGAGGACGCAGCCCAGGACAUCGCAAACGAGGACGCCGCCCAGGACAUCGCAAACGAGGACGCCGCCCAGGGCAUCUCUAAGGAGGACGCCGUCCAGGGCAUCGCGAACGAGGAUGCCGCCCAGGGCAUCGCUAAGGAGGACCCCGUCCAGGGCGUCGCUAACGAGGACCCCGUCCAGGGCGUCAAUAACGAGGACGCCGUCCAGGGCAUCGCUAAGGAGGACCCCGUCCAGGGCGUCGCUAACGAGGACCCCGUCCAGGGCGUCGCUAACGAGGACGCCGUCCAGGGCAUCGCUAACGAGGACGCCGUCCACGGCGUCGCUAAAGAGGUCGCCGCCCACGGCGUCGCUAACGAGGAUGCCGCCCACGCGAUCGCUAAGCCGGACGCCGCCCGCGGCAUCGCUAACGAGGUUGCCGCCCAGGGCAUCGCUACCGAGGACGUCGCCGACGGCAUCGCUAACGAGGACGCCGCCCACGGCGUCGCUAACGAGGUCGCCGCCCAGGGCGUCGCUAACGAGGACGCCGUCGAGGGCGUCGCUAACGAGGACGCCGCCCAGGGCGUCGCUAAAGAGGUCACCGCCCACGGCGUCGCUAACGAGGACGCCGUCCAGGGUCGCCAUCCACAGCAUCGCUAUCGAGGACACCACACCGUCCAGGGCGUGGCUAACGAGGUCGCUGCCCAGGGCAUCGCUACCGAGGAUGUCGCCGACGGCAUCGCUGAGGACGCCGCCCAUGGCAUCACUAACAAGGAGGCCGCCCAGGCCAUCGCUAAGCAGGAUGCCGCCCACGGCAUCACUAACGAGGACGCCGUCCAGGGCGUCGCUAACGAGGUCGCCGCCCAGGGCGUCGCUAACGAGGACGCCGCCCACGGCGUCGCUAACGAGGUCGCCGCCCACGGCGUCGCUAACGAGGACGCCGCCCAGGGCGUCGCUAACGAGGUCGCCGCCCAGGGCGUCGCUAACGAGGACGCCGCCCAGGGCGUCGCUAACGAGGACGCCGUCCAGGGCGUCGCUAACGAGGUCGAAGUCCAGGGCAUCGCACACAAGGACGCCAUCCAGGGCAUCGCUAACGAGGAUGCCGCCCACGGCAUCGCUAACGAGGUCGCCGCCCACGGCAUCGCAAACGAGGACGCUGCCCAGGGCAUCGCGAACGAGGACGCCGCCCAGGGCAUCGCUAACGAGGUCGCCGCCCACGGCAUCUCUAAGGAGGACACCGUCCAGGGCAUCGCGAACGAGGACGCCGCCCAGGGCAUCGCUAAAGAGAACCCCGUCCAGGGCGUCGCUAACGAGGACCCUGUCCAGGGCGUCGCUAACGAGGUUGAAGUCCAGGGCGUCGCACACGAGGACGCCGUCCAGGGCAUCGCUAACGAGGACGCCGCCCACGGCAUCGCGAACGAGGUCGCUGCCCAGGGCAUCGCGAACGAGGACGCCGCCCAGGACAUCGCAAAGGAGGAUGCCGCCCAGGACAUCGCAAACGAGGACGCCGCCCAGGGCAUCUCUAAGGAGGACGCCGUCCAGGGCAUCGCGAACGAGGACGCCGCCCAGGGCAUCGCUAAGGAGGACCCCGUCCAGGGCGUCGCUAACGAGGACGCCGUCCAGGGCGUCGCUAACGAGGUUGAAGUCCAGGGCGUCGCACACGAGGACGCCGUCCAGGGCAUCGCUAACGAGGACGCCGCCCACGGCAUCACUAACGAGGUCGCCGCCCACGGCAUCGCGAACGAGGACGCCGCCCAGGGCAUAGCACAUGAGGAUGCCGUCCAGGGCAUCGCUAACGAGGACGCCGUCCACGGCGUCGCUAAAGAGGUCGCCGCCCACGGCGUCGCUAACGAGGAUGCCGCCCACGCGAUCGCUAAGCCGGAUGCCGCCCACGGCAUCGCUAACGAGGUCGCCACCCAGGGCAUCGCUACCGAGGAUGUCGCCGACGGCAUCGCUAAUGAGGACGCCGCCCACGGCGUCGCUAAAGAGGUCACCGCCCACGGCGUCGCUAACGAGGACGCCGUCCAGGGCGUCGUUAACGAGGACGCCCUCCACGGCGUCGUCGCUAACGAGGAUGCCGCCCAAGCGAUCGCUAAGCCGGACGCCGCCCAUGGCAUCGCUAACGAGGUCGCCGCCCACGGCAUCGCGAACGAGGACGCCGCCCAGGGCAUCGCUAACGAGGUCGCCGCCCACGGCAUCUCUAAGGAGGACGCUGUCCAGGGCAUCGCGAACGAGGACGCCGCCCAGGGCAUCGCGAACGAGGACGCCGCCCAGGGCAUCGCACACGAGGACGCCGUCCAGGGCAUCGCUAACGAGGACGCCGUCCACGGCGUCGCUAAAGAGGUCGCCGCCCACGGCGUCGCUAACAAGGAUGCCGCCCACGCGAUCGCUAAGCCGGACGCCGCCCGCGGCAUCGCUAACGAGGUUGCCGCCCAGGGCAUCGCUACCGAGGAUGUCGCCGACGGCAUCGCUAACAAGGACGCCGUCCACGGCGUCGCUAACGAGGUCGCCGCCCACGGCGUCGCUAACGAGGAUGCCGCCCACGCGAUCGCUAAGCCGGAUGCCGCCCACGGCAUCGCUAACGAGGUCGCCACCCAGGGCAUCGCUACCGAGGAUGUCGCCGACGGCAUCGCUAACGAGGACGCCGCCCACGGCGUCGCUAACGAGGUCGCCGCCCACGGCGUCGCUAUCGAGGACGCCGUCCAGGGCGUCGCUAACGAGGACGCCGUCCACGGCGUCGCUAACGAGGACGCCGCCCAGGGCGUCGCUAAAGAGGUCACCGCCCACGGCGUCGCUAACGAGGACGCCGUCCAGGGCGUCGUUAAUGAGGACGCCCUCCACAGCGUCUUCGCUAACGAGGAUGCCGCCCAAGCGAUCGCUAAGCCGGACGCCGCCCAUGGCAUCGCUAACGAGGUCGCCGCCCACGGCAUCGGGAACGAGGACGCUGCCCAGGGCAUCGCGAACGAGGACGCCGCCCAGGGCAUCGCUAACGAGGUCGCCGCCCACGGCAUCUCUAAGGAGGACGCCGUCCAGGGCAUCGCGAACGAGGACGCCGCCCAGGGCAUCGCGAACGAGGACGCCGCCCAGGGCAUCGCACACGAGGACGCCGUCCAGGGCAUUGCUAACGAGGACGCCGUCCACGGCGUCGCUAAAGAGGUCGCCGCCCACGGCGUCGCUAACGAGGACCCUGUCCAGGGCGUCGCUAACGAGGACGUCGUCCAGGGCGUCGCUAACGAGGUUGAAGUCCAGGGCAUCGCACACGAGGACGCCGUCCAGGGCAUCGCUAACGAGGACGCCGCCCACGGCAUCGCUAACGAGGUCGCCGCCCACGGCGUCGCGAACGAGGACGCCGCCCAGGGCGUCGCUAACGAGGACGCCGCCCAGGGCGUCGCUAACGAGGACGCCGUCCACGGCGUCGCUAACGAGGACGCCGCCCAGGGCGUCGCUAAAGAGGUCACCGCCCACGGCGUCACUAACGAGGACGCCGUCCAGGGCGUCGUUAACCAGGAGGCCCUCCAUGGCGUCGUCGCUAACGAGGAUGCCGCCCAAGCGAUCGCUAAGCCGGACAGCGCCCAUGGCAUCGCUAACGAGGUCGCCGCCCAGGGCAUCGCUAACGAGGUCGCCGUCCACAGCAUCGCUAUCGAGGACACCACACCGUCCAGGGCGUGGCUAACGAGGUCGCUGCCCAGGGCAUCGCUACCGAGGAUGUCGCCGACGGCAUCGCUGAGGACGCCGCCCAUGGCAUCACUAACGAGGAGGCCGCCCAGGCCAUCGCUAAGCAGGAUGCCGCCCACAGCAUCACUAACGAGGAUGCCGUCCAGGGCGUCGCUAACGAGGACGCCGCCCACGGCGUCGCUAACGAGGACGCCGCCCAGGGCAUCGCUAACGAGGUCGCCACCCAUGGCAUCUCUAAGGAGGACGCCGUCCAGGGCAUCGCGAACGAGGACGCCGCCCAGGGCAUCGCGAACGAGGACGCCGCCCAGGGCAUCGCACACGAGGACGCCGUCCAGGGCAUUGCUAACGAGGACGCCGUCCACGGCGUCGCUAAAGAGGUCGCCGCCCACGGCGUCGCUAACGAGGAUGCCGCCCACGCGAUCGCUAAGCCGGACGCCGCCCGCGGCAUCGCUAACGAGGUCGCCACCCAGGGCAUCGCUACCCAGGAUGUCGCCGACGGCAUCGCUAACGAGGACGCCGCCCACGGCGUCGCUAACGAGGUCGCCGCCCACGGCAUCGCUAACGAGGUCGCCGUCCACUGCGUCGCUAUCGAGGACGCCGCCCAGGGCGUCGCUAAAGAGGUCACCGCCCACGGCGUCGCUAACGAGGACGCCGUCCAGGGCGUCGUUAACGAGUACGCCCUCCACAGCGUCGUCGCUAACGAGGAUGCCGCCCAAGCAAUCGCUAAGCCGGACGCCGCCCAUGGCAUCGCUAACGAGGUCGCCGCCCACAGCAUCGCGAACGAGGACGCUGCCCAGGGCAUCGCGAACGAGGACGCCGCCCAGGGCAUCGCUAACGAGGUCGCCGCCCACGGCAUCUCUAAGGAGGACGCCGUCCAGGGCAUCGCGAACGAGGACGCCGCCCAGGGCAUCGCGAACGAGGACGCCGCCCAGGGCAUCGCACACGAGGACGCCGUCCAGGGCAUUGCUAACGAGGACGCCGUCCACGGCGUCGCUAAAGAGGUCGCCGCCCACGGCGUCGCUAACGAGGACCCCGUCCAGGGCGUCGCUAACGAGGACGCCGUCCAGGGCGUCGCUAACGAGGUUGAAGUCCAGGGCGUCGCACACGAGGACGCCGUCCAGGGCAUCGCUAACGAGGACGCCGCCCACGGCAUCACUAACGAGGUCGCCGCCCACGGCAUCGCGAACGAGGACGCCGCCCAGGGCAUCGCGAACGAGGACGCCGCCCAGGGCAUCGCACACGAGGACGCCGUCCAGGGCAUCGCUAACGAGGACGCCGUCCACAGCGUCGCUAAAGAGGUCGCCGCCCAUGGCGUCGCUAACGAGGAUGCCGCCCACGCGAUCGCUAAGCCGGACGCCGCCCGCGGCAUCGCUAACGAGGUUGCCGCCCAGGGCAUCGCUACCGAGGAUGUCGCCGACGGCAUCGCUAACGAGGACGCCGCCCACGGCGUCGCUAACGAGGUCGCCGCCCACGGCAUCUCUAAGGAGGACGCCGUCCAGGGCAUCGCGAACGAGGACGCCGCCCAGGGCAUCGCUAAGGAGGACCCCAUCCAGGGCGUCGCUAACGAGGUUGAAGUCCAGGGCGUCGCACACGAGGACGCCGUCCAGGGCAUCGCUAACGAGGACGCCGCCCACGGCAUCGCCAACGAGGACGCUGCCCAGGGCAUCGCGAACGAGGACGCCGCCCAGGACAUCGCAAACGAGGACGCCGCCCAGGGCAUCGCUAAGGAGGACCCCGUCCAGGGCGUCGCUAACGAGGACCCCGUCCAGGGCGUCGCUAACGAGGACGCCGUCCAGGGCGUCGCUAACGAGGUUGAAGUCCAGGGCGUCGCACACGAGGACGCCGUCCAGGGCAUCGCUAACGAGGACGCCGCCCACGGCAUCGCUAACGAGGUCGCCGCCCACGGCAUCGCGAACGAGGACGCCGCCCAGGGCAUCGCGAACGAGGACGCCGCCCAGGGCAUUGCACACGAGGACGCCGUCCAGGGCAUCGCUAACGAGGACGCCGUCCACGGCGUCGCUAAAGAGGUCGCCGCCCACGGCGUCGCUAACGAGGAUGCCGCCCACGCGAUCGCUAAGCCGGACGCCGCCCGCGGCAUCGCUAACGAGGUCGCCGCCCAGGGCAUCGCUACCGAGGAUGUCGCCGACGGCAUCGCUAACGAGGACGCCGCCCACGGCGUCGCUAACGAGGAUGCCGCCCAAGCGAUCGCUAAGCCGGACGCCGCCCAUGGCAUCGCUAAUGAGGUCGCCGCCCAGGGCAUCGCUAACGAGGUCGCCGUCCACAGCAUCGCUAUCGAGGACACCACACCGUCCAGGGCGUGGCUAACGAAGUCGCUGCCCAGGGCAUUGCUACCGAGGAUGUCGCCGACGGCAUCGCUGAGGACGCCGUCCAGGGCAUCACUAACGAGGAGGCCGCCCAGGCCAUCGCU
Molecule: messenger RNA, 6607 nt
Organism: Homo sapiens (human)
Lineage: Eukaryota; Metazoa; Chordata; Mammalia; Primates; Hominidae
Exons: 4
Coding region: 1-6504 (2167 amino acids)
Source: RefSeq, a predicted model, not a curated record